Messenger RNA from Pollicipes pollicipes, 2738 nucleotides. It is a transcript of the gene Appl, whose product is annotated as amyloid-beta-like protein. Gene Ontology annotation, cellular component: neuronal cell body; membrane; neuron projection. Gene Ontology annotation, molecular function: transition metal ion binding; heparin binding. Bases 94 to 2013 code for a protein of 639 amino acids. Lineage: Eukaryota; Metazoa; Arthropoda; Thecostraca; Pollicipedomorpha; Pollicipedidae. The transcript has a single exon. The record is from RefSeq and is a predicted model, not a curated record. Gene Ontology annotation, biological process: axonogenesis; central nervous system development.
CUGGGACGGGCGCUGGGCGCUCCGGCGUAGUUGGUGCCGUCUGUGCGGGUGGGAGAGCGGUGCUCGGGGUCGGCGGCCGUCGAUACGGUGAGCAUGGCGGGGAGGCAGCUCCUGCUCAUCGUUACCCUGCUGUCAAUAUCAAAAUUCAGUGAUGGAUACGUCGAAGCCGUUGGAGCGAGUGUUGAUACGCCACAGCCUCGCUCAGAACCUCAGGUAGCGAUGGUUUGCGAUCAGGCGUCGCUGUACCACAACCAGUACAUGGACUCCGCCGGACGCUGGGUCACAGAUCUGGCUCACCAAGACGGCUGUCUUCAGAACAAGGACGCCAUUCUGGACUAUUGCAAAAAGCUGUACCCGAAGCUGGAGGUGACCAACAUCGUUGAAUCGACUCACUCCUUCAUGAUCGAUGACUGGUGCAAGGUUGGACAUGAAGAAUGCAAGGAGUCAUACUGGGUCAAGCCUUACAGAUGCCUGGAAGGGAAAUUCCAGUCAGACGCUUUAUUGGUUCCUGAACCAUGCCAAUUUGACCAUAUCCACAAUGGGUCUUGGUGUUGGGAUUUUGAUAAGUGGAACAUGACUGCAGACAAGGCGUGCCGUGAGCGCAGAAUGAAUCUGAGAACCUUUGCUAUGCUGCUUCCUUGCGGCACCGACAUAUUCACUGGUGUCGAAUUUGUCUGCUGCCCGAAGGAAAACGACCCCACCCCGAAACCCCAGCCAUUCGAGAAGAACUACCCGCCUCAGCUGACGUCCGAGAUCAACAUCGACGCUGAGGAGAUCACUCUGGAGCCAGAUAAUGAAACUGUGGAGACCACCCGGGACCCUUACUUGACCCGAUUCGACCCGCGAGUCGAGCAUGACGCCUUCAGGGCGGCCGAAAAGCGUCUGGAGACGGCGCAGAGAAGGAAGAUGAAGAGGAUCAUGCACAAGUGGACUGAGCUGGAGGAAAAGUACCAGAAGAUAAAAGCCAGCAACCCGGCAGAGGCAGACAAGUUCAAACUGAAGAUGACAGCCCACUUCCAGAAGCUGAUGAAUGAGCUCAAAGACCAGGGCUCAGCGGAAAAACAGCAGCUGGUUGGCCUUCACCAGCAGCGGAUCGUCGCUCACAUCAAUGAACGAAAGAAGGACAGCAGGUCGUGCUUUAUCCGUGCGCUGAAUGAGAAACCACCGCAGACCAGUUCGGUACACAAGUGCCUGAGUCGGUUUGUGCGAGCCCUGUACAAGGACCGGCACCAUACCAUCUCCCACUUCCGGCACCUCCUUUCCACCGACCCAGAGGCGGCCAGCGACCAGCAGGCCGCCACAGUCCAGCACCUUCGUGACAUUGACCUCAUGGUCAACGACAGCGUGCACAUGCUGGACCGCUACCCGUCCAUCAAGGUGAAGAUUCUACCGGAGCUGUCUCAGACGCUGGGUGAGCUGCGUCGCCAGGACUCGACGCCGGCCGAGCUGACGUCUGGCCUCUCGCUGGAUGCCGCUGCCGAGGUCCAGGACAUGGUCCGCAAGGCGGCCGACGACCGGGCCACCAAGCAGCGCAUCCUCGCAGACGAGCGGCGCGCACGUGACGCCAAGCAGGCCACCAACCAGGAGGCGCGCCAGGAGAUGCGGCGUGUGGAGGCUUCGGCCGGCCACCCGGUGGACGACUUCGACCCGGAGACGAUGGAAGACGAGGCGGUGGGCCGGACCGAGGCGGCCAUGGCCGAAAGACGCGUCCAGCCGAUCCUUUCGCACGCCCAGUCGCACGAGCACACGCAGGGCGAGGCGACUUACCGCGUGCGUCGCCCGGCGAGCGGAGGCGGCGGGCGCGGUCUCUACUUCACCGUGGCGCUGGCCAGCAUCGCGCUCACCGUGGCGCUGGUGGCGGGCGUGCUCACGCUGCGACGCCGCCAGCGAGCGCCGCGCAACCUCGGCUUCGUCGAGGUCGACCAGGCGGCCGCGCCCGAGGAGCCGCACGUGGCCCAGAUGCAGGUCAACGGCUAUGAGAAUCCCACCUACCGAUACUUUGAGAGCAAAUGAAGGCACCAGCCGGGGACGGCACUGCAGCAAUCGACAGUGUGUCUGCAAGGUGUGCGCUGCCCCCAGCGGCCGCAGGCGUUUCUGUUUGAUGGUUGAGCGUUUCCUCAUAAAUGGACAUCAAACAAAAGGUUAUUGGUCGGCCAUCAUAAGUGUAUAUAAACGUACCUUGUGUAUACGCUUCGGUUUGACACUGUGAAUCGCGGUAGCUAGCGUGCAUUUUAGACGUGAUGUAUGCGGCUAUAUAUCCGAAUGAGAUUAUACCACGUAUAUGUGAUGUGCCAUGCUUUGAUGUCCUAUCCAUUGUUUCUAGUUAUAUUUCCUGGCGAUGACGAUGUGCCACGGAAUUUCAGCUUUACCUCGUUAGCUCGCUUGCCAGUAUUGAGACCGGCAGGGCUUUACGUUACGUGUACUGUAUAACCCGCACCGGCCCUCUCGAGGGCAGCUGUUUGAAACAUUCCUUGUGCUCCUCCUCCUAUUCGUUCGCAAUGUCUCCCGUACUCUGUAAGUGCGUGAUGUGACGUACCCGAGGCCGGUGCCCACGGGCGGUGCUAUUCUGGGGGCCAGCGCCCUCCGCUCGGCCUGGACCGCGUUCGCGGGUGUCGAACUGGUCCAGACGAGGUCGGGUCCCGUGUCCCGACAGACACCUCUAGUCAGCUGGCCGACGUCAUAGUCUGUUCGAGAGACAAACAGCUGUGAGCACCGCGAAUAAAGCAGCUAGAUUUGGA